GAACAUUUUGUGAGCGCAUUGUAAAUUUCUGAUCAGGUGAUUUUCGGAGGAAUUUUCAAAAAAUUUUCUGUAAUGUAAUGCCACCUUGGGGACUGGCGAAAAAGCCUGUCAAGUUGUUCCUUAAUUUCUCAUUUGGACAGUUUCUUUCUCAGCCUUUGGAAGAUGAUCAAAUUAUAAUAACUUCCAAUGGCAUUGGAUGUAAAGAUAUAUAUUUUAACAUUGAUAAACUAAAUGCAUUGUUAUCUGAAAGUGGAAUACCUGUAGUAUUCUGUGUGGCCUAUAUUGCUGAAGUUGUCAUUUCCCUCCCAUGGAGUGUCGAAAUCAAGGGGAUCGAUUUCGUUAUUCAAGCAUUAUCAGAAGUUUCCUCCCCAUCUGGAACAGAUGAACUAUUCAAUUCAAUGAUAUCUAGUGUAUCAACCGCAGCUUUUGCUGUAGCCAAAGCUGCAAAGGAUUCUACAAUCCCUGACAAUUUUUUCGAGGAAACAUUUACUCGUACAUCAGACGAUGUUGAUCUUAAUGAUAAAGAAAAAAUUCCAAAAAGUUUACAAGAGCAAGCUUAUCAAUUUUUCGAAAAUCUUACAGCUGCUGCCGAAACUAUAAAUGUUGGUACAAAAGGUGCAAGCUCUUACGUUGAUCAGGACAGUAAACAAAGAAUUGCUCAUAUGAUCGAUUCAUUGAUUGCACAAACCACUAUAAUUCUACGCGAUGUUAGUAUUCGUAUUGAAUGUGAAUUAAGACUUCCUGGAAUAGAUCGUGCCUCAGGAUUAACCCUAACCAUUAAACAUUUGUCUAUUUCAAAUCAAUAUAAGACUGAAGAAAAACAACAAUCAACUCCAUCGAAUACAUCCAGCAGUGGUCGUUGGUCAUGGUUAUGGUGGUGGCAAAGUUCAAACAACAAUAACGUCCCUACCGGAAAUAGCUCAGUAUCAUCAUCGUCAUCUAAUUCUACCUCUACACCAGCCGGAAGUUUAUCAACCAUGUUGCAUAAAAUUAUCCACUUGGAAGAGGCUGAUUUAUUCUGGGAUUUAUGGAGUACUUCUGGUCAUGUGCAAGGUUGUUCAAGCUUGUGUAGUUCUCUAGAUCCAAGCCAACCUCCAUGCUCUCCACUUCCUAACAAGACAUGUGGUCCAACAGCUGAUACACUUGUCUCAUCAGCUAAACUUCUAACAUUAUCUGGUUCAGAGCAUACAGCGCGAUUGAGUUUACGUGUUGGUUCCGCAUUGAAUGUGUCACCCAGCCUUACACCUUCAAAUAUACAAUCAGAUGAUCUACCACGAACGAUUAAUACUAAUACUAACAACUCUAACACCAACUUGGUUAAUAUGUCAGACUUUCAGUUACGUUUACAUGUGGACUUGGGACCUAUUGUUGCUUGUGCUUAUCCUAGUCAAUUUUACUGGUUACACAUGAUGAUUGGUCAACUUGUACAUAUUUAUGACGACUAUGUAGAACAUAGUAAAAAGAUAUCAGAACAAACUAAACUAGAAAAUGAUAUGACAUAUUACUAUUCUGAUUUAUUAACAAAUAAAGAUUUAUCAAAUAUAAUGGAUGAGAAUGGUUGUAUCAGUGUGGCUACAUCAAAUUUGAAUAAACAUAUUGGUGAUUAUUCAGACCAUAGAAAUUAUCAAAAACCCCAUUCGACUUUGCGUAAUAAACCUAGAGAAGCUCAUCUAAUUGAUUUAGAUUUAACACCGAGCCCAAUCAACCAUCAAAAUCUAACCUCUACAAUGUUAAAUAGUGAAUUAUUUCGCUCCUGUUUGAGUGAUGUGUCAACUACCACGAUGUAUGGAGAUAAUGCCAUUCCAAACCAACAUUAUGAUCAUCUCUACUUACCAAAACCUGAUAGUAAUCGUGAUUCAGCUCAAGUGGCUACAAAAUGUAGUAUGUCAGUAAAUAUACUAUGUAUAGCUUUUGUGGCCUUUUAUGAAGAUGAAUCUGUAUUGACACGUGAACAGAUAGCUGAAGGAACUUCAUUUUCAGCAUCAUCAUCUAAUAUGAACUCCUCUGUACAUAAUUGGCGAUCAGAUGAAGAGAAGUUAUUAAAAAAAGAUGAUUCACUAGGAUUGAAUGAACAAGAUUCACUAAAUGCUGAUGAGAUGAAUGAUACAAGUACAUUACCAGAACAUCAAUCACGUAAUUGUGGUGAUAAUAAAUAUUAUGGUCAUAAUAAUAAUGAUAAUUCCGCUGGCUCUUAUUCUACAACAACUGGUUGUACAGCGAUAUUACCAGGGCCAUCAAUAUUUUUUGGACGAUUUCAUGGUCUCAUACCAACUCCAACUUGUCGGUUAAAAUCUGAUAGUGGUCGCAAUCAAUUGGAUGAUAACGAAGACGAGGUAGAUAUGCUACAUUCUAAGUGUCAACCGAUGAUUAUUAACCGUCAAGAUGUAGAUACAGGUCGUAUGUCUCCUUCGGAAUGGGUAUCACAUUUGAAAUAUCAAUUUUCCAAUAUGGCUUAUCCUCGUGAUCAUCUAUGUUUCGUCGGUGGUUUAUGGCAUAUGGAACUUUCUAAUAAUUUUUUGAUUAUACCACGUGGUCCAUCGAUAAAUCAAUACUACUCCUCCACUCAGUUAUGCUUUAAUAUCCAACUUUUUGGAGUUCACUUAUCAGAGUGUUUAUUUCCUAGUCAAACCAUCACGACGACAAAGAAAGCAAAUGAACUGAGGACACAAAAUAUAAAAUUGGAAUCAUUUGAACUAUUUCACUUUCCAUGCCCUUCUACAUCGUCACUCCCGGGAUCCGAUCGCACAACAAGAUCUCUUUCAAAUGAGCCCGCUAUAAAAUUACAUGGGAAUUUGUAUUUACCUCAUAUAGAUGUAGAUAAUUCUUCCAGGAUAACUUCAGGGUCACAGAUAUACCAAGACUUUGUCAACGAAAUUCACAUUGAUUUUACUCAUUUCUGUGUGGAUUUGGAUAUCAGUAUUAUGGAUCGUAUACAUCGUAUUACCGAUGCAUGGGCAGCUGCAUCGGAAGCUGUCAGUCGUUUAUCACCAUUAAGACCGUCUGAUUUCAACCAUCAUGCAGAAUGGUGUGAUACAGACAUAAAUAAUGAUAUUCCAGUUACGAUGAAGUCUGGUCAUCAUCAUCAUGUAGAGCUGAAUUCAGUUGAUAAAUCCAAAAAUUCAUUCACACACAACAUCCAUCCUUCAACUGAUUUUCAAUCAAAUCAAAUAGAUUCAUUGAGGCAUUUUCAGUCAUCAACGAAUAUGACAGUGAAAUGUCACAGUUUUGAGCUCAAUUUACGCUUUCCUAUUCCUAUAGAAGCAAUAAAAACGACCUCUGGUCAAAAAAUUGCAGAAAUCCGUUCAAAAUUAUGGGGUGCCGGGACAGUAUACAACUCGAAUCAAUCAAAUUCUGUACAAAGUAUAUCAUGGUGGGCUAGGACAGUUCGUAAAGAAUAUCUUUCUAUAUUUAUGAAAAAAAUUCGUCUAAAUUUUGAUAAUUCCAAAGAGUCAUCCCCGAAAUUACAACCAUUUGGUAGACCAAACGAUCAUUUACAAAAUGUUACAAAAUCUAAAAUUUCUUCUUUUAAAAAUGGAAAGCAUAACGGAAAUGAACAGGAACUAGAACUAAUUAUAGGAUCCAUAUCAGUACAUUUGGCUAAUGAUGAUCUAAACAUACAAUCAAUGCCUAUCGUAUAUUUCACAACAAAAAUGAAUCCUAUUCCUGAACCAAUCAAAGUGUAUAUACGCAUAUCUCCCAGUGGACAAACUGAUCUUGUCGAGUGUGUAAAUGAAAAUCCAAUGAAUAAAGAUUUUGAUGAACAGACAACAACUAGAGAACAACCUGCUCAAUUUGAAGUAGGCGUUGAUCUAACAACAUUUAAUGAGUAUAUUUCAUCAUCUGAUCAAUUUUAUGAUUCAAAUAGAUCUAAUCAUGAUCAUUCUGUUGAAUGGUCAUUAUGGAAUCAAGCUAAUCCUAAGCAAAAUUGUUUUAUUCCUUUAGUAGUCAGAAAGAACUUUGCUCAAGAUGCACCAAAACCUCAUUCUAAACAGAUAACUUAUUACCCUGGUAAUAAAGCUCAUAUGUUCGCCUAUCGCCAGUCUGCUAGUAUGCAUACCCACUUAUUUGUACACUUUAAAAUACCUUUGGCAGAAAUCACAAUUGAACAUAAACAAACAGUAGAACUACUUUGUUUACGAUUAAUGUAUGAUCUUUUAUUAUGGCAAUCAUUAUUACCUAAUGAUCGUCGCCUACGUGCAACAUUAAAACGUCCAAAUCAUACUUGUCCAACAGUAGAUAAUGUGACAAAUUUACAAUCGGAUCAUCGUUAUUGGUUUUUAAGUGAUCCUGCUCCUUUAGCCACUAUCUAUGCUCAUCCAGAUGCUGCACGAGCAGCCGCUGAACUUGAAGCAAUAUCACCAAUUGGUCAUUAUAAUGUAAAUCAUCAUCCAAGCGGUCUACAUUAUCAUUCAGUUAAAAGUGAUGAAGAAGAGGAUAGUGAUUAUGCUGAAAAUGAUUUAAACGAAUUAUAUAGUAAUACUUUUAAUAUCAAAGACAAUACUGUUAGCAGUCAUUACACAAAAUAUAACAAAGAGAAUGUAAACCGUUGUAAUAGUAAAAUCUCUUGGUCAAAUGAUUUACGGAAAAAUGUUAACAAUAGGAAUGAUAUAAAUUUAAAUCAACACUCCUUGUUGCAUAAAAACCGUCAACGUUGUACUGGUGAUCAUCGUACUAAUAAUAACACUACUUACAGUGCAGAUCAUAAAGUAGUAGGACCAUUAACGAAUACUUCUGUUCAAUUUCAAUCCUCUAUUUGUUUGCAAUUAGAUAUAAAUUCCUUACAAUUUACAACAUUCCUUCCUGAAUCAUCAUCAUCAUCUGUGGGAGGAAUUCGACUGACUGAAAAAGUGAUUAUAAAUGCCUCUAAUACUACAUUAUUUACUGAGCUUUCGCAUAAUUCUAAUCCGAAUUUAAAUUAUGUUGAAAUGGAAGUUGGUGAAUUCGAUAUAUCUUAUAGUUGUAGUCAAAAUCCGAAUUCUGAUAAUCAUAGUUCUGCUGAUAACGCUCACCCAUCAUCAUCAGAUUCGCCUGCUAGUUUAUGGCCAGUUUUAAUUCAUCUUUCAUGGGAUUCUAUUGGCUAUCCAUAUGGUUCAACACUUCAUCAAGUUGGUGUAUCUACCGCGAAUUCAUCGAACGAACCAACUUUUAGCAUGGCUUUAGAACAUAGACAAAUUCAUCGUUUAUCCGAUUCAGGUAAUUCAACGUACGAUGAUGAAUUCAUUUUGACUCUUCGAAUUCAAGAGGUUUGUUUUGUUUAUUGGCCACUAUUCAGUUUAAAUAAUCGUUGGGAUAUUUAUUCAAAUAUUGGCAAUCCCAAUUUAACAACUCCAGUCAAUUCUUCAAAUUCUACUACUACCACUACAAAUACUAACAAUAAUUUUAAUUAUUUAACAGGUUUACCGAAUUGGUUUAUUCGCUUUUGUAGUUUAUAUCAAACUCCUAAUUUAUCAUUCAUUACAGAAGAAUAUCCGAGUUAUUAUGCACCAGCUUGUCUAUUCUCUCAACAUUUACACUUUGAACAUUUAACGGCUACAUUUUCAAUGCCUUACCCAGAAUAUUUUAUCUUGUCAACAAAUAAACCGACUUCUGUAAAUUAUCAAAUGCCUAUUUUACAUUUUAUGAUUGGCUGUGAAUCAACUAGUAUUACUGUAAAUACAGCUAUGGAAAUGUUGACAAUCUGUUCAUCAAUAAAUAAUGAUAAUAAUAAUCAAGUCGAUAUGCAACCUGGAAUGUUAGUUAUGGCAUUUAUUAAUAAUCUGGCCAUAUUUAUAUUCCCUUUUAAAUUUAAUUCAAUCAAUCCAAAUUCAUUGAAUCCUCGGUUAUGUGAUAUCAAUUCUUCUCAUCCAUUAUUAAUUAAUUUUCGUCAUUGGCUUAGUACAUUCGAUUUGAAUAAAGCUGUUUGUAUAGCAAGCCUAGAUCAUUUGGAAUUAAAAUGUUUUUCUGAGCCAAUUAUUAUACCAAAUACAACUGAUAACAGUAAUAGUAGUAGUCAUAUUCACCGUAGUAAGCCUUCAUUUAUCUGUCAAAAUUCUUCAAUCCCUACUAUUACUAAUCGAUUCGAUAUGCGUAUUACAAAUAACCUGUUGAAAAUUAACACAUGUGCUGAUAUUUUGGUCAUUUUACAUAAAUUCGUUGAAUUACUAACAAUAUAUGAUAUGAAUAAUUGUAAUACAACUACUCCUUCACCAACAAUGCAUUCAUCACCAAUCCAUGUAAAGAAUACAUCAUCAUUAAAACUAGAUCCAACAUUAUGUCCACAAUUUCAUGCAUCAAGUCCAAUUCCAUCUGGUUUAGUUUACUCGAAUCCUUUUCGAAAUAUACUCGAUGAUAAUCAAUGUAAGAGUGGUUCAGUUAGUAGCCUUGAUCUUAUACAAGAUGCAAUUUCUGAUAUAGAUUCUGUUCAUUCAUCACCAUUUAAAAUUGGUAAUGUAAAAAGAUCAUCUGCUGUGGAUAUUCCUUCAAAUAUCGUACAAACUUCCAGUAAAAACAAUGAAUCGUUAACAAGAAAAGUAGAGAAGAAAUUAGCUAUUAAUACUUGUCCAACUCCCCAACCAUGUCGUACUGUACAUAGUAGUAGUAAAAGGAAAUCGAAUACUUCAAUAAAUAAUGAUAUAAAAUCAUGUAGUUCUAGUCCUUGUCCCAUUAAUACUGCUAAUGAUACUACGUCUAUGAAUGAUAAAAGUAAAAAUCAACUAUACUUAGAUCUAUCUGAUCAAUUGAAAUCUAUGUCAAAUCGCUCACACAAUUCUGGACCAUCAAGUCUUUCUGAUGAUUUCGUUUUUAUUGAUCCAUCCACUAUUCCAGCAUUGAAUUAUACAACACCAAAAGAAAAAAUUCGUUACUUACUUCAACCAACUAAACAAUCGUCGAGCCCCUCUAUCACUACUAAUGAUCAAACUUCAUCACCAUUGAUAAGUUUUGAUAUUCAUGAAAAUUUCUACUCUCCACCUAGCUCCACUACAAAUUUUAAAAAUUAUCGUGCUAACCGAUGGAAUCGUUUAUUCAUUGAUCCUGUUAAAAUUUAUCCACGUCCUUUAUUAGCUAUAACAUUGUAUGAUUUUUCAUGUGAAUGGAAUAUAUAUGGUGGCAAUGAUUUGUUACCUACUUCGUCAGCAGCAACAACUCCAUUGUUAGGCAAUAUCCCAUCUAAUGAGAUAUCUAUCCCUGUUCCACCACAUAAUAAAUCCCCAGUGCUAUCUUCCUCAUCACCACUCAAAGAUCCUACUCAAAAAUUAAUAACAACUCCAUCUCGUUCAAAUGAAUCACUUCUAACUAAUAAAAAUGCUACAAAUAUACGAUCUGGUGGGAAUAUUUCACCUAAUCAAAUGUUAAAAUCCUGUCCUAAACCUGGCUAUCGUUUUCGUCAUGGUCAACCGCUUAUUAAUAAACCUAGUAGUAGUGGUAGUGUCGGUACCAGUGGUCCUGUUCGUAUGCAUUCGAAUGAUUCACGUUCGGAAAAUAUUUCGUUACAAUCACCCAAGGAUUCAAAAGGUAUCCGUUCUCGUUUAACAUUGUAUUCACAAGGUGGCCCAGGACGUCAGCUUGAUAAUUGUAUUUCAUUCAAUAUCUCAAAAUUAUACUUUCGACAAGCGAAGUUCCCAGCUCGCAUGAAAAAAUCAAUUCAUCAGCAUCAAGGACAACAACUGAGUUCAUCACAUAAUUUAUUCAGUCUAACUGUAGAUCCAUUUCAACGUUUAAUUAUUCAUAUCCCAUCUGUUGUAAUAGUUGAUCAUGUUAGUAGUUCAAAUGUCAAUCAAUUACUUUACUCAUAUAAUCGAAACUAUUCACCAAGUAUCAAUUUACUACCGCAUAAUUUAGAUACACCAAUGUUACGUAUGGUUGUUGUCUGUUGGCCAGUUAUACCAAGUCAUUUAGAACAGGAUAAUAUUUCAUUAUUAUCUCAACAACAAAGAGUAGAAAAAAGCAAAGUUGACAAUGAAAAAUUUGUAAGAAAAGGAGAAAAUGUUAACAUUGAUGAUAAUAAUGAUACAGAAGAUGAAGACAAUGUAUCAAAUGAUUGUUCAAUGAAUAUAACACAAUUAAAAUCUAUGAAAAAUUUCGAUUAUAUUUAUUUACCACAACCUAACAAUCUUGAAGUGGAAAUUAAACUAUCUAUUCAACCAUUGAAAAUUAAUUUAGAUCAAUAUACACUGCUGUUUUUAUACGAAUAUCAAGAAAAUUUCAAAAGGUUGCUCACUGCUUCUUCGAGAGAAUCAGACAACUUUCAGAUGGGACAAUCUAUAUCAAGUUUGGAGUUUAGAUCUCCAACUCAAAUAUGUACUCAAUAUGGCUUAGCUUCAAGUCCUAAUGUCAAUCCAAAUAAUUCAGCCCAGUCUCAUUUAAAGCAAUACAAUGAUAAUGUUAAUACAGUUCCUUUACCACAGAGUAAUUUAGUUCGUCCAGUUUACUUUCCAAUGGACCCUAUCGAACAUAAUCAGCCUGUUUUAUUUAUAAGAAAAUUCACUUUCUACCCUGACUUAUCUAUUCACCUUGAUUAUCACGGAAGGCGUUUGGAUUUGAGUGGGGGUUCAUUUCAUGGUUUACUUGCAAUGCUUCUUCAAUUAACGAAUGCUGAAUUCACAAUCCCUCGACGUGUUUAUCAACGUGGUUAUCAAAGUUUCGAUAGAUUAAUUGAAGAAGUUGUAGAAGAUUUAAGUUCUAUUAUCUCAGCACAACUACCUCAUGCUAUUGUAACUAGUUUUGGUCCAAUGCAUGAAGUAACACAAUUUCGAAAUAUACUGUCCUCCUAUUACAUGAGUUUUCACAUCAUUACUCUCUAUUGCUUAAGAUAAGUUUCAAUCUGUCAGUCAAGAAAUUCGAUGUGACUAAGUUAACGAAGUGUGAUGUGAUCACAAUAGUGUUGUGGAUUAAGGUUAGUAACAAGUGUUUGAAAUCUGGACACGCGAAGUAGUCUGUUAUCUUUAUUAGUAACCAUCAUUAAUUAUAUAAUAGCUGUGAUACUGUCCGAUCGCCCGAAAUGAAGCACGUAGUUUCUUCAAAAGCCAUAUUCUCUAGGCGAUGUAGAAGCGUCAAGUAAUGCGAUCUCAUGUUAUUCAAUAACCGUAGUAGGUUCAAAUGCUAUCCAUCCCCUUAGGAUUCUAUAGCCCCUGUGUACAACUGGUUUAGAAUAAUGGCUCCCUAACUCUCCUACGUGUUCUUCCUCCAUUGGCCGGAUGUAAGCGCCAUAUGUCUGCUCUCACCCCUUUGCUCUUAUGAACUCUCAUAUUUUAAAGCUUCUUUGAAUGAGAUUAUAAAUGCGGUGCUGUAUGAAGACAUUUCAAGAGAGAUGACUCUCCUCACCUUUGAUGGGACUAGUUCGUCUGAAGCAUGUUCGAAAACACUUAUUGAGAAUUGUGAACCUUGGCUCCAUUUUUCCCAGCGUUAUAAAUAACCUAGAAACUCAUCCAAUUACAACUUGUAUUGUUCAUAUGUAUCCAAUAAGAGAUAUGUUCACAAAUAUCUUCAGGUGUUAAGUUACACCUUCACAUAAAUGAAACCGGCCGUCUCCUAACAAAUAUUAUUAAGUUCGCAAAUAUUGGUCCACGACCGUUUGUUCAUAACACAAGAUCUAGAUUUAUCUUACGGAUAAAUCUGACUUUUUCUUUAUCAUUCCAAUUAUCUAUUAAGUUUUUCAUUGUUUCUUAAACCUAAUAGGUUAUUCCAUUGAAAAGCACUCUAAUGUGAUUUUUACAUCGUUAUAUGAACUCUCAGCAGUGUAUCGAUUACGCUAGAUUUAGAUAACAAGGGUAUUAUUGCUGUUAGAUCGUGCACUAUUGGUUCUUCACGUGUACUGUCGUAAUACACACCUAAAUCUUAUUCUUAUAUUUCAGUUCUCGGUUUAUGGGAUCUGGUCUAUCAACCUGUUUGCAGCUUCUAUGGGACGGCUGAAUUACCUAAUACAUCAUUGGAUUCUGGUCAUGUUGGUACAGCUGUUUGUAAAUUGGGUCUGUUUAAAAAACCUCAUCAGCUUCGUAAUGAAAUUUGUCAUAGUAGAGAAUGUACGCUUACAGAUACAUCUUGUGGUACCAAUCGAAGCGGAAUUAUUCAUGGUCUUAGAAGAGGCACACGAUCAUUUUCAACAAGUACUCUAUGGGCUACCUUACAGUUGAGUAUUCAAGGUAUAAGAGCUCUCCAAUCUAUUGCAGAAACGGCUUACGAUUUAGUUACACCAGGACCAGCUUUACGUAGUCGACGAUUAUAUUUAAGACAACCAGCUGAUAUACGCGAAGGAUUUGGUAAUGCUGUAAAUGUAUUGACGCGAGGAUUUCAAAUGGUAGCAGAAGAUUUGUGUGGUGCUACUGCAUUACCAUCAGAAGUAGAAAUUGGAUAUAAAGGUCCAGUUGGAAUGGUUGGUGAUGUGUUACGUCAAAUACCACCAACUAUGGUCACGCCCAUAGUGGCCAGCUGUGAAGUAACAGCAAAUAUUCUCGGGGGUUUACGUAACCAACUUAGACCUGAAGCUAAAGUUGAGGAUGAACAAAAGUGGAAGAAUACUUACGGCUUAUAAUAAAAAAAAUGUAAUAAAUGAUAAAAGAUAGAUCUUUUUAUUCAGCUUGCACAUAAACACGUCAAAAAGUGUAUAAAUUAUGAAAGAUGAGAACUUUUUAAUUUUGAAACACUUAAUUAUUUGCCUUUCUCCUGUUACUGUUCACUUUUAAACCAUUUUUUUCGCACAUUAACUAACUUCAGAUAAAUAUUCAUUUAACUGAUAUGUCUUUCGUUAUAAUCUCAUUUAUCUUUAAUCCUCAGCCAAUUAUUUAUGAGAGUACAUUGGAUGUAAAUUUUGUGAUUUUUGCGAACUUGAAUAAAACCCUUUUUUUCUCUAUUUCCCGCUCUCCUUUAUUAUGUUCACUCUGCAAUGUUGUUGCUGCUGUUAUUAUUAUUAAUUCCAUUCAGUUUCACUCCUAUUUUCUAUUCUUCAGCUUAUUUUGCUUUUCCCUUAAAUUAUACUUUCAAUGAUGUGGCUUAUUUUUAUUUAUUCAUCAAAGAAUAAAAACAAAGGCCAGAUUGAGUUUCUAGUGGGUUGUGUACAAUUAUCAAGCUUGUUAAUAAUAAUGAACAACAGUUUUCUUACUGUGCAUAAAUUUUCUAGAUAUUUCAAA
Messenger RNA from Schistosoma bovis, 11102 nucleotides. Lineage: Eukaryota; Metazoa; Platyhelminthes; Trematoda; Strigeidida; Schistosomatidae. The record is from the annotation of a GenBank genome assembly.